AUGAACCCCGAGUACCGGGCCGAAUUUGUUACAGAUGCCUGGGCCGACACCUACGUUCAGCAUACGUUCGGCGCUUCCCACCCCGAUCUCGUGGAGACAUAUCUCGGUCUCACUGUUCCAAUCCUCAAAGUCGACCUUCUCCGCUACCUCCUCCUCUUCUCCGAAGGAGGCGUCUACUGCGACCUGGACGUCUCGUGCGACACGCCCUUCGGCGAAUGGAUUCCUCCGCAGUAUGAGGACGAGACCAACGUCGUCGUGGGCUGGGAGUUUAAUGUCGGCUGGCCCCGGCCUUUUGUCCACCAGCUCGCGAUUUGGACCAUCAUGGCGAAACCGGGGUCGCCGCAUCUGUGGACGGUCAUCGAGGAGACGGUGCAGUGGCUGAAGGACGAAGCGAAGAAGAAUAAUGUCUCCGUGGGAGAACUGACCCUCGACAAAAUCGGAGACGUGGUUGAUAUCACCGGCCCGAGACGGUUCACGCAGGGCGUGUUGAGGAGCCUGGGCAGAGCCUUCCGCACGACGGAGCAGGACAUCCAAGAGAUACUGGAGUCAAAACUGGUCGGGGACGUACUAGUUCUCCCGGGGUACGCUUUCGCCGCAUCAGCGAACCAUUACGACAAGGACAUGAAGCUUUCUCCGCCACUGGUCACGCACCACUAUGUUGGCAGCUGGAAGAAUCCCAAGGGUGGGGAGGCAUCGUGA
Molecule: messenger RNA, 699 nt
Organism: Thermothelomyces thermophilus ATCC 42464
Lineage: Eukaryota; Fungi; Ascomycota; Sordariomycetes; Sordariales; Chaetomiaceae
Product: glycosyltransferase family 32 protein
Exons: 2
Coding region: 1-699 (232 amino acids)
Biological process (GO): protein N-linked glycosylation
Cellular component (GO): mannan polymerase complex
Molecular function (GO): alpha-1,6-mannosyltransferase activity
Source: RefSeq, a predicted model, not a curated record